This is a messenger RNA of Cryptomeria japonica (Japanese cedar), 602 nucleotides long. RefSeq lists its product as uncharacterized. The coding region runs from base 127 to 372 and encodes 81 amino acids. The record is from RefSeq and is a predicted model, not a curated record. Lineage: Eukaryota; Viridiplantae; Streptophyta; Pinopsida; Cupressales; Cupressaceae. The transcript has a single exon.
GUAUCCAACCAACAUAUAUAUACACAAUAAGUAUCCAUCCAUUCACUUGUCUGCACUUCGUCUCUCCCAGUUGAAUUGAAUUGAAGAUUGAUCACACAAGAGAAGUGAGCAAUAUCAUUAUCAGAGAUGCCUCCUCCACAUCCUGAAGGAGGAGGCGGCGGCGGCGGUGGCCCUGGACCAGGUGGUGGAGGCGGAGGCGGCGGCGGCGGCGGCCCUGGACCAGGUGGUGGUCCUCCUCCAGGCCCUGGAUUGUUUGGAUUUGUUACUGGCGUUGUUGCUGAUGGCCUCCAUUUCAUCUUCAGAAGACCACCACCACCACCACCACCACCACCUCCUGGCCCCCCUGGGCCUCCUGGUCCUCCUCCUCGCUAGGAUGGACCAUCCACUGUAUUACAGGCCCAUCUGGUUUUAUCUCAUAGAGCCAUUGAAGACUAUAUUUUAGUUAUGGAAAGGUAUGAUCAUGUAUAUAUAUCAUGGGUAUUUUAGUAGUUUGAAGACUGGUUAGUUUGUUGCUUGUGUGUUGCAGUCUCUGUGAAGUUAUGGCUUCUCAGACUUGUGUUUUCUAUAAAAGGAAUAAAGUUUCGAUUGUGAAUUGAUGUUUA